Molecule: messenger RNA, 1867 nt
Organism: Ceraceosorus bombacis
Lineage: Eukaryota; Fungi; Basidiomycota; Exobasidiomycetes; Ceraceosorales; Ceraceosoraceae
Source: the annotation of a GenBank genome assembly
GCUUCGACAAGUGUCAAGGAAUGAGACUCAUGUGAAGCGCAAAAGUACGGAACCCGCGCCUUUCAGAAGCACUGGAUUUGGAAACGAGCAGCCACAGUGUCUGCCAAGUGGGAUGCGCAGACCAACGGCCAACCACUCGCGACUGCUUGGCCGGAUAUGGCAUCAAUAGUUCAAUACUCGUCGAAGUGAGUGGCGCUGCUGAGCUCAUCCGCCGCCCCGAAAUGUGUUUCGAUUCCGAAACUGCGACGACAUAAGGGACCUAUCAUUUACAGCGCAGCGCAAUAAUACGGUGUCGUUUUGUGCAGCUCUGGAUGAGCAGGGGGAGAACAAGCGCCGCGUAAUCACAAAGUUGGUGAAUGCUUGUCGGUCGAGGUUCGGGGCAACACAGCUCCCGCGAGGUGAGACCGGGGUGCACCGAGAUUGACCACUGGUUUCUUGCCUCGAAGCGGUCGCCAAAAUGCUGGAUGUCAUGCGACUGCAGCUGCGUCAUGUCACCAGGAUCUUUGCCACGCAAGUCUUACCGCUCGAAGGCGGGCGUCAUGUGAUGGCGACCUCAGACUAGUGAGCACCAGCAGUCUGCUCCAACUUGAGCUGUCCAAAAAAGGCCUUCGCUAUGCUUUCAGUCAAUAAGCUUGACGCGUAUCAUGUACCGCUGCUCGAUCGGGCAGCCUUGGCGCGACGAUCUGCACCAGACAACAAGACUUUGCCUGUGAUCGUUCCUUCGUACUGUGGCGGUGCAGAUCAUCUCCGCACGCGCGGCCGGAAAGAGCGGCAACGACAGCGAAGCAGAUCACGUACGCCUCGCGUACCCAGCAAACGGCUUCACGUGGAGCCUUUAGAAAUUCCACGUUACCCAGGUCCCAUUUCACAAGGCGACGAAUGAGUCAGCCUAUCACAUUAGAUUGCACUGAGCACAGUUGCGAGGGGUGCCACACGACCGGAACUCGGUCAGGCAAGACAAGGUGAUACGAAGAGGGGACAUUGUACAGCACUUCCUGAUUCAGCAUGGUCAAGCUCCACCCCAAGCACGCAAGGGGAGAGAGGAGUGGGCGUGGCUGUGCGCAAGAUAUGGAUCUGGGCAUCAAAUACCUCCCUCAUUCUAUCAACGCUGAACAGGCAUUCGAUGCCAAGCCGAACGUCUUGGCUUUGAUUUGGGCCACGCUUCGUCGCACUGCCACGCUUUGGACUUCUCGCGUGGUGGAGACCGCCACAUGAGAUACGCAUAGCCAGCAGCGCUGAGCAAUCGCCACUUAGCACGUGGAAUCAGGCGCCAUAGCGCCCUGGUCGCUCGACGGGCUACUGGUUCCCCCACGUUGGGAGCGGCAGUACGUUUUUCCCCAGGAUUGCGCUCUUACCUCAUCUUCUACAGUGCUCAAUACCUCAAAUAAACCUGUUCGCCCGACCCCAAAUUUGGGCUCUUUCUUCCCGCCUCUUGGUCACCACUCGGAGCCGACGCGCGCAGCCAUUGACCCCUCACACGCUCAUUGGCCACCCAUGCGCAGACGAUGGGCACCGCUGGCUGUCUACCUGCAGCGAUUGACCAGUCAUUCGUAUCUAAGAGCGCGGGGACCGAUUCUCUGCGAUUUCGCUGGGUGAAACGCCAAGUCGUGUCCCAACGAACCGGCGUUGAUUUCAGGUAGUGUAUAUGACACACAGCCACUUUCGAAGGCCAGUCGAAUAAACUGGCAAUUGCAACAUCAAAGAAGUCUCUGAGCUCGUCGAUGUCCGCUUUCAUUGGCGCGCCCGCGAAGAUCAGGAAAGUUCGCUAAAGGACCUCGCGGCCAAGACAACCACGCAAAACCCGCUUCACAGUGCGAGGGCCCACCAAAUGCGUUGCUGAAAAAAGUCCUGUCAAAGUACGCAAACG